This is a messenger RNA of Mangifera indica (mango), 2558 nucleotides long. RefSeq names its product probable pectate lyase 8. The coding region runs from base 770 to 2203 and encodes 477 amino acids. The transcript is spliced from 8 exons. Gene Ontology annotation, molecular function: pectate lyase activity. Lineage: Eukaryota; Viridiplantae; Streptophyta; Magnoliopsida; Sapindales; Anacardiaceae. The record is from RefSeq and is a predicted model, not a curated record.
AAUUUAGGGAAGACAACGCCGCCGGCUUAUUCUUUGUUUAAAAUUAUAAUUAGUGUAUAAUUAUAAUUAAUUGAAGGUGAUUAAUUAGAGGAAGGUAAGCAUGGGGCUUGAUUAGCAGGGAGAAGCCAUGUGAUCUGAUUGUGUAUGUUUUUGUGGUGGCGCUCUUCAAAUUUUAUAAGUCGAUAAAUAUGUUAGUUAGGUCUAGAACUCCCUCCUCUCUAGUUUUGCAGUUUGGGGCAGUUUCAAUUAGGAGAAUUGGUGAAGUAGAUUAGACCACGUCUUUUGACAUACCACAAUUUAAACCCUAUGAAAAAAAUUAUGUGAUAUUUUUGUUUUAUCGUUACUGGAUUAUGAGAAAUAUUUUCUUUCAAUUUCAGACUUUUCAGUUAGAAACAGUUAACCGGUGGAAAUGGUGUACUCUCAGUCUUUAUGGAACACAUUUUACCGUACUUUCAAACGACAUCUGUCCAUUGACUGUCUUAUUUUAAAAUCCAUCAAAAUUCGAACAGUGAUCUGAAAUUUAGUUUAUCGUCAGUUCUUCACGUGGCAACGUGGCAGUCAUGUCUGAGCGAGUAUACGAAGUGACUCUUUGUCUCUUUGGGAGUUAAAAAUGGAUAUGCUGUGGUAGAACUGGAGGAGGCACGUGAGUUACCGACACACAUGACACGUGGGAGGAGAAAGUCUUUUUGGAGAAGAGAAAGAGAGUCAGUUAGUGGCAGUUAGGGAAGUUGUUGAAUGUGGUUAUUAGUAAGGUUAAUUAAACCUAACCAUGGUUAAGAAUCAGAGUUUGAUUAACGGAGUUAGGCAUCACUUGGCUAGACCAUAUAGCAUCAUUUAUUGGAACAGAAAGAAAAAGAGAGAGGAAGUGUUGUGCUUCGAAGCAGCAACAAUGGCGGUUUCUCCUAGAUGGAUAAGUUCUGUAUGUGCAUUACUGAUUCUAUGUCUAUUUCUCGGCGUUAAAGCAUCGACAGUGAAGCACGAGCUAAACUAUAGGCUGUUGAACUCCAAAAAUACAUCCAUAGCGGACAGUUCGGAUGAUUCAUGGAGCCAGCACGCUGUUGAUAAUCCAGAGGAGGUGGCUGCUAUGGUCGACAUGUCAAUUCGUAAUAGUACUGAAAGAAGAAGGUUAGGAUAUUUUUCAUGUGAAACUGGAAACCCAAUCGAUGAUUGUUGGCGUUGUGACCCUAAAUGGCAUUUGCACCGAAAACAUCUUGCUGAUUGUGCCAUUGGUUUUGGGCGCAAUGCCAUUGGUGGCCGUGAUGGCAAGUUCUAUGUUGUAAGUGACUCUAGCGAUGAUAAUCCUGUUGAUCCUAAACCAGGCACACUUCGUCAUGCUGUCAUCCAAGACAGGCCUUUGUGGAUUGUGUUCAAACAGGACAUGGCGAUCACACUCAAGCAAGAGCUUAUAAUGAAUAGCUUCAAGACAAUUGAUGGUCGUGGUGUCAAUGUCCAUAUUGCUAAUGGGGCUUGCAUCACCAUUCAAUACAUUACCAAUGUCAUUAUUCACGGUAUACAUAUCCAUGAUUGUAAACCAACUGGCAAUGCCAUGGUGAGAAGCUCCCCAAGCCAUUACGGGUGGAGGACAAUGGCUGAUGGUGAUGGCAUUUCAAUUUUUGGAGCAAGCCAUAUUUGGAUUGACCACAAUUCUCUAUCUAAUUGUGCUGAUGGUCUUAUUGAUGCUAUAAUGGCCUCAACAGCAAUUACUAUUUCCAACAACUACUUCACCCACCAUAACGAGGUUAUGCUAUUGGGACACAGUGACUCGUAUACAAGAGACAAGCAGAUGCAAGUGACCAUCGCCUACAACCAUUUCGGUGAAGGUCUUAUCCAGAGAAUGCCACGGUGCAGGCAUGGGUAUUUCCACGUGGUGAACAAUGACUAUACACACUGGGAAAUGUAUGCCAUUGGUGGAAGUGCUGAUCCCACCAUUAACAGCCAGGGCAACAGAUACCUUGCCCCCUCAGAUCCCUUUGCCAAGGAGGUAACAAAGAGGGUGGAUACAUCAGACGGUGUAUGGAAGAGUUGGAAUUGGCGAUCAGAGGGAGAUCUGUUGCUGAAUGGAGCCUACUUCAUUUCAUCGGGAGCUGGAUCUGCUGCCAGCUAUGCAAGGGCAUCAAGCUUAGGGGCAAAAUCCUCUUCCUUGGUUGGCGCUCUUACCUCUAGCGCUGGUGCUAUGUCCUGCCGCGUUGGUAGACAAUGUUAAUUCUCUCAAUCCUAUCAACACCACAACUCCCGUCAAAAUAAAUCUUCCUUCUUAUAGCAUUAUGCACAUCUUUGACAAGUGCACAAAAUUUUCUUACAGCUGCCAUAUGUCUUCUCAUAUAAAUGGCCUCACUUGUCAUAAGCCAUUGAUCGACCUCGGCAUACUUUACCUGCCGUAGUGUUGUUCACUUUUCUUUUAUGUUUCUCCUGAAGUAUGCCUGUUUCAGGCCAAUUCUAUGUGUGUAUCUACUUUUAUUCUUCUACUUUAAUUUAACGGGAAGAAGUUAAUCUCUCCAUCCCGUAAGUAAAGGAAUCUCUACUUGGGUACAACAAUUAGCCCACUUUUUCUUUUUAAA